AUGGUAACGCCGCACCCCUCGUCUAGGUCACCUGGCUGCGGGUUCCAGCCCCUCACCCGCAGUUGCUGCAGGGCCUGGGUUGCAUGUAGUUUGCGGAAGCUAUUUGCUGUGGAAGAGGAGUUUGAAGAUGAGGAUUUCUUAUCUGCUGUGGAGGAUGCUGAGAACCAGUUUGUUGGUGCCCUGCCUGUGAAUGCUGGGCGCCUGAGACCUGUUUCUUCCAAGCUCCAGGAGACUGUGCAGGCACAGUCAUUGCACUCUCCUGCUCCUUCAGAGGUUUUGAGCCUGCCAGCAUUGGGAACCUGUCUCCCUAACCUCAGCGGGUCCAGAGCCAUCAGGGAUCCAUCUUCCAUAGGAACAGCCCACCUAAGGCCUGUCUCGACUUCCAGCAGCUGGACUGGCAAUCAGAGGAGAAUGAUGGUGACAGAAGUGCUCCAGAAACCAGCUGGACUCCCAUCCUCAGCCCCACACCAUGUACUUACCUUUGAGAGGCAUCAGUGGGGCAUUGGUGGCUUUGAGGGGCCUGAACAAGAUGAAUUUGAUGAAGUCCUGGCAAACAUGGAACUGGAGGGAACUGGCAUGGAACAGGAACUUGGAGUUAACAGUGAGGCUACACAUAUCCCACCAGCCCAGCAGCAGCAGGAGGACCCAGUACUGGCUAAAAAGGCCCGGGUAGCCGAUCUGAGUAAAUCUUGCCUGAAGGGACCCAGGCCUGCCACCUGCACAACUGAUGUCAUGUCAGUCCAGGGUGAGCGUCUGGAGCCUAUUGGCUGCAGGACUCCUCGGCCCUACUUGAGACCUGUUGCUGCUGGUAACCUUCCUGUCCCAACUACCUCAGCAGUUCCCACUCAGCAACCCCACUGGGAAGUCUAUAUCAAGGGCCCCCCAGUUCCAGCACACCAGCUUCUUCAAGCUGCUGGAGGCUCCAGUCAGAGCAGCCCUCAAAAUCGUUUGCCCAGACAGCCAUUUCAGUCUCCCAAUGCCUGGUUAAGUGGCAAAUCUCAUUUUCCUGGACCUCGAACUCCCAACUCCAACUGUUCUACUCCCUCAAGGACCAGCUCUGCAGUAUCUCCUCAGGGGCCUUUGCAAUCCCGAGCUUCAAUGUCUUCUGUUGAGUCUCCUAUUGGCACCACAAAAGGUCUCCAUUCCUCCCCGGUUCCCCAGGCAGCUCUGCAAACGCCCAUAGUCACCAACCACCUGGUGCAGCUGGUCACUGCUGCCAGCCGAACACCUGAGCAGCCCACUCGCCUCUUCACCCGAGCCAAAACACGCCGCUUCCCUGGCCCAGCAGGGCUCCUGCCUCACCAGCAUAGUGGGAAGAAUCUAGAGGAGAUCAUGGUUUCCAUGCCCCAGACUCCAACUCAUGGUGCUCUGGCUAAAUUCCGGACAGAGAUCAUUGCUAGUUCCCAGAGGUCGGUGGAGGAGGAUUUUGGGCAAGGGCCCUGGCUGACUAUGAAAUCCACUUUGGGCUUGGAUGAGAGAGACCCCACCUGCUUUCUCUGUACCUACAGCAUUGUCAUGGUGCUGCGGAAGGCAGCCCUGAAGCAGCUCCCCAGGAACAAGGUCCCCAACAUGGCAGUGAUGAUCAAGUCUCUGACUCGGAGCACAGUGGAUGCCAGUGUGGUUUUUAAGGACCCCACAGGAGAGAUGCAGGGGACCGUGCACAGGGUGCUGUUAGAGACACGCCAGAAUGAGCUGAAGCCUGGCUCAGUGCUGCUGCUGAAGCAGAUUGGAGUGUUUUCUCCUUCACUCCGAAAUCACUACCUCAAUGUGACACCCAACAACCUGGUCCAUAUUUACAGCCCAGAUUCCAGGGACGGGAACUUCUUCAAGCCCUCUCAGCCUUUCCCCAAGGAUCCAGGAAGCUUCCAUGGCAGCCUCCAGCCUGAUAUGGCUGUAAAGCCCACAGAAGACCUCAGAACUGCACAGAUCCCAGAGGCAGGGGUGUCCCCUGAGGAAGAACUCUCAGAAGCAGAUGACCUAGAUGGACUCCUGAGUGAGCUCCCUGAGGACUUUUUCUGUGGGCCCAGCAGUUUGGAUUGUCCCAAGGCAGGACACCCACCAUGA
Molecule: messenger RNA, 2064 nt
Organism: Castor canadensis (American beaver)
Lineage: Eukaryota; Metazoa; Chordata; Mammalia; Rodentia; Castoridae
Gene: Hrob
Product: homologous recombination factor with OB-fold
Biological process (GO): recombinational repair
Source: RefSeq, a predicted model, not a curated record